This is a messenger RNA of Hypoxylon trugodes, 4320 nucleotides long. Its product is annotated as ABC transporter. NCBI's taxonomy places the organism in Eukaryota, Fungi, Ascomycota, Sordariomycetes, Xylariales, Hypoxylaceae. The record is from RefSeq and is a predicted model, not a curated record. Gene Ontology annotation, biological process: transmembrane transport. The coding region runs from base 1 to 4320 and encodes 1439 amino acids. The transcript has 9 exons. Gene Ontology annotation, cellular component: membrane. Gene Ontology annotation, molecular function: ATP hydrolysis activity; ABC-type transporter activity; ATP binding.
AUGAACUGUACCGCCCAAGCGGAUACUCUUUUCGGUCCAGCCGUGGGUGUCUCUUGUCGCGGCGGCUUCGAUUUUACUCUUUUAUUCGAACAAUCUAUCCUUACUAUCCCGUUAGCUGGGGCUUGUUCGCUUGCCUUUUUAGCUCGAUUGAGAUACUUGUCUAAGAGAGAGCCCAUCACAUUUGGAGGAUCAACUCGGCUGGCAAAAUUAGUAGUCGCUGCAAUAUUCCUUGGUGUCCAGGCCUCUUUACUGGCGCUUUGGGAUGCUAAUAAUGCCUUGAAGACGAGCGUGUCUAUUGCUACGGCCUCCAUCAACUUGGUCGUCGCGUUUCUGGUGCUUAUGUUAUCAUGGCUUGAAGAUUCCAGGUCUGUACGACCAUCAAGCGUGUUAAGUCUCUACCUCAUUUUCUCGGUAUUACUAGACUUUCCGCAGGUUAGAACGCUAUGGCUGAAGGGAUCGAAUACGGUGUUGGCGAGUUUGUUCACCGUUAACAUCGCGACGAAAGCUGUACUCUUAUUUCUUGAGGCGCAAAGUAAAGGAGAUCGUCUAAAAGAGAAACACAAAAAUUUACCACCGGAAUCGAUCAGCGGUAUUAUCAAUCGCACCCUUCUUUGGUGGGUGAAUGUGAUCUUCCGUCGCGGCUUUCGCACUGUCCUUGCAAUUGAUGAUUUAUACGAAAUUGACGAAUCUUUAUCCUCGAAUGUCCUACAUCGGAAAAUUACUGCCUCUUGGUCGACUCGGCAUAUCCCGGAGCGGCGUCUUGAGUACCCCAUAGCUGUCAUUCGCGCGUUCCGAAUUCCUCUUCUCGUAACAGCUAUCCCACGCCUUUUUCUCAUAGGGUUCACAUUUUCGCAGCCUUUCCUCAUUUCGCGCACCCUCGAGCUCUUGGGUGAACCAGACAACGAAGCCUCCCGUCAAAAAGGUUACGGCAUUAUCGGUGCUGCAGCACUUAUAUACCUUGGCCUUGCGUUUCUUACACUACACUACAAUCACAAUCAAAACCGCUUUAUUACUAUGUUUCGCGGUGCCACGGAUUUGUUAAUAUACGAACGUGUAUUAUGUGUUCAGUCCAGAAUCUACGAUGAGACAGCAGCAGUAACACUCAUGAGCACAGACGUGGAUCGCGUUGCUUUCUCACUAGAGAGUUUGAACGAAAUUUGGGCUCGACUAAUUGAAGUGGCGGUUGGAAUUACUCUCCUCGCGGUACAAUUGGGCUGGGUCUGUAUUAUGCCUAUAGUUAUUGUUGUCCUCAGCAGUUUUGGAGCAAAGCAAAUCUCAAAGCAUAUAGGAGAACAGCAGAAAGUAUGGAUGGAAGCCGUGCAGAAGAGAAUUGCCGUAACUACGAGCGCAUUGUGUGAAAUCAAAGCAAUUAAAAUGAUGGGCUUUACUGAUAUAGUAACAAAGCGAAUUCAGGAAUACAGAAUUGAUGAGACACACCGUAUGGCUGGUUUUCGAUGGAGCAUCGUAUGGCAGAACGUGGUACAGAAUUUACCUUACGUUGUGGCGCCUGCGUUGACCUUCGCGGUAUAUGCCGGUCAAGCCAUCGCUCUCGGAACAGGCUUGAUAGGCACCACCAAAGCAUUUACGAGCUUGUCCAUUAUCACUUUGCUUACGACGCCAGUUUCAAAGCUUCUUAGCGCGAUUCCUAAUACAUCGGCGAGUCUGGGAUGUUAUGAUCGGAUUCAAAAUUUUCUUGUCGCACCCCCCAGACAAGACUACCGAUUGAUUUCAGGGUCUAAUGGGAAUUGUCAAGACCCGCGCUCUAACAAUGAUGCUGAACCCGGAGUAGUCGAUAUCAACGAGGAUGUUGCGAUUUCUGCCGAGAAUAUAUCUUUGCGACCAACCCCUGAUUCUGGUAUAAUCCUCGAAAAUAUAAAUUUGAGGGUAAAGAAGCGGUCUUUCACCGUGCUGCUUGGGCCUGUGGGUGUUGGAAAAAGCACCCUCAUCGCUUCGCUUCUUGGGGAAGUUCCUCCUGAGCAUGGAUCAAUCACCAUAAGUACUCCACGUAUAGCCUUUUGUUCGCAAACACCAUGGCUGCCAAAUUCGACCAUUAAGGAUGCCAUCUGCAUGCCCAACGAGGCAACCACUUUCGACGAGGGAUGGUACCAAACCGUCCUUCGCGCAUGUGCGCUCGACCAAGACCUCAAUCUACUGCCGGCCAAGGAUAAUACUGUCGUCGGCAAUGGGGGCGCGGGAUUGAGCGGAGGACAAAAAGCUCGUGUCGCAUUAGCCAGAGCGGUCUAUAGUAGAUGUGAAAUACUUGUGCUCGAUGGAGUGGCAAGUGCCCUUGAUGCCAAGACCAAGUCAGAUAUUGGUCAGAGACUACUGGGCGAAGAUGGUUUACUAAGGCAAUUGGGAGCAUCGGUUCUGCUAGCUGGUUCAGAUGAAUACCUGGAUCUUGUUGACCAAGUGUUAAUCCUUGGUGAUACCGGACUGCGAUUCGCGGGGAGUUACGAUCGCGCCUUAGCCGAGGGCCUUGUAGACCUAAAACAAGGAUCGAAACAAGACGACUUAGGCGAAAAUGAAAUAGUUAGUAAACCACUGGAUAUAGAGGAAAAGGCAGAAGAAGUCUCUAAAGCGGAUGAGCUUAAGGAUUUGACGAGAGCCACCGGCGAUUUUGCGGUUUAUAAAUACUACUUUAACUCGAUCGGGCCAUGGAAGAUCCUCGUUUUCGUAUUUUUCGUAACGUUGGAUGUAUUUUGCGCCACUUUUAGUCAAAUUUGGCUUAAAUGGUGGUCCGAAGCUGGGGGCGGCCGAUUAGGGUUAUAUAUCAGCGUCUAUUUAAUACUCGCGAUAUUAGAAUCUAUUGGAAAUGGGGGUUACGUCUGGGGAAUCCUUAUUUUGAUAUCCCCACCAACCGCGAGGAAGCUACAUCAUACACUUCUGAAAACCGUUAUGCGGGCACCACAAUCGUUUUUCUCCUCGACGGAUAACGGUACAAUACUCAAUCGAUUCAGUCAAGAUAUGACCCUCAUCGAAAGCCAAUUGGCAAUUGGCAUGCUUAUCACAGUGUCUAACUUGUUUUCUGCUAUAGCCACCGUCGCUCUUGUUGCUAGUGGCUCGUCUUAUAUGGCGGCUACCAUUCCUUUCCUUAUCCUAGUCAUCGGAAUCAUUCAGCAUUUUUAUCUUCGAACGUCCCGGCAACUACGUCUUCUCGAUCUCGAGGCUAAAAGUCCCUUGUAUAACAAUUUCCUCGAAACUCUAGCGGGGCUAGAGACCAUUCGGGCAUUUGGCUGGGAGGAGAUGCAGCAACAAACUAAUAGGAAACUCCUGGAUCUAUCGCAGAGGCCAUAUUAUCUGUUGUACUGCAUCCAGCAAUGGCUAAAUCUAGUGUUGGACCUUAUUGUUGCAGCCGAGGCAGUACUGGUCGUAGGUCUAGCAGUAGGGUUGAGGGGCUCGAGUACUAGCCCAGGCUCGCUAGGUGUGUCGAUGAAUAACAUAUUAAGCUUUAACGCGUAUCUUGCCUCCCUCGUAACAGGUUGGACGCAGCUUGAGACUUCAUUAGGAUCUAUUGCACGAGUAAGAGAUUUCGAAAUGGAAGUGCAACCGGAAGAAAAGAGCGGAGAAGACCAAGAACCGCCGCCGACAUGGCCUGAAAAGGGGGCGAUUGAGUUUCGGAAUGCAACAGCGUCCCAUAACCCUACCUCAAAUGCUCUUCGUGAUAUUACACUAUCCAUUUUGCCAGGCCAGAAGGUUGGCAUUUGCGGUCGAACUAGCAGCGGUAAAUCAUCAUUAAUUAGUACAAUCCUUCGACUGCUCGAAAUCGAAUCCGGUACGAUUACAAUAGAUGGUCUUGAUAUUUCGACCAUACCACGGGAAUCGAUCCGCUCCCGUCUUGUGACGAUUCCCCAAGAUCCACUUAUUCUCGUCGGUACGGUGCGUUUCAACAUAGACCCUUUGUCGCAACAUACCGAUAACGACAUAAUCAACGCUCUUGAGCGCGUAAGCAUGUGGCCUGUGAUUCAGGCGCGCGGUGGACUCGACGUCGAGAUCACGGCGUCGUCAUUGUCUAAAGGCCAACAACAGCUUUUCGCACUUGGACGUGCGUUACUAAGGAAGGGAAAGGUGUUGCUGUUAGACGAGCCAACUAGUCAUGUUGAUCCCAAGACAGACGUGAUAAUCCAUAAGAUCCUUAAAGACGAAUUUGGAGGUUGUACUAUGCUCAUAGUAAGCCAUAAACUUGACAGUAUUAUGGACAUGGACUCGGUGAUUGUGAUGGAUGAGGGUAAGGUAGCGGAGGCGGGAAAUCCAGUUGAUUUAUCUAAAUGCGGCGGGAGGUUUGCUGCGCUACUUGAGGCUAAUGGUUUGGCCAACGGGUAA